Meloidogyne enterolobii is the source of this 725-nucleotide messenger RNA. NCBI's taxonomy places the organism in Eukaryota, Metazoa, Nematoda, Chromadorea, Rhabditida, Meloidogynidae. The record is from the annotation of a GenBank genome assembly.
CACUAAAAAAAUUUUUCUUCUAAAAAUGCAUUCUAAUAAUACUACAAUUUUCCCAAUUUUAUGCCCAAAUAUUCUAAAAAUAUUUUAUUUAUUAUUUGCCCUUCUUUUGAUUUUUGAUGGGCCUUUGACUGUUAGAGCAGGCGGAAUUUAUGGAAAACGAGCAGCAGCAAUGUUGCCCUAUUCAGGUGGAAUUUAUGGCAAAAGGAGUGGCGGCGCUUCUGGCAAAACUUCAGAAUUUGCUUUAAAUUAUCCUAAUAAUCGAGAAAUGUUACCGAAUAUUUAAAUAUCACAGAAAAAUUGAAAAAAAAAUUUUUAAAGAAAUUUUCUCCCCAAGAAAAAAAAAGAAUUUUUUCUUCUAGUCUUUUUUUCUCUCUCCUCUUCCUUACACUCAAAAUUAUAUCGCUAAUUUUUUACUUUUUGUAAGAGUAUAAAAAAUACUCUUUUUUUUUACAUUUAAAAAUAAAUAUAAAUAUUUGUGUUUAUUUUUAAAUUUUCGAGAAAAUUUUUUUAUAAAAUAUAAGCUAAACAUAUCGGGGGAUAUUUCAAUGUACUACAAGCUACUCUUUGGGCUUCACGAUCUAUGGCCAUUAGGCUCUGGAUAUUAUUUGUCAUCCCGCUUAUGGCGAGCGCAAGGCAAUCAGAAAACGGCUAUUUCAAAAAGUUCAAACGGCUAGUUCAAAACGGCUAUUUUAAAAAGCGAAUGGGACAAGAUCCCGCGGGAUUAG